AAAAAAAAUGCCAGAUGACCACCUGUAUAAAAUGUAACUUUUGUGUCCUCUCAGGAAUAAAAUUCAUAGUGCUGGCAGACCCGCGACAAGCCAGCAUUGAUGCUCUCCUCAGGAAAAUAUAUGAGAUCUAUGCAGAUUUUGCUCUAAAGAAUCCAUUCUACUCACUCGAGAUGCCUAUCAGAUGUGAACUAUUUGAUCAGAACUUAAAAAGCGCCCUGGAGAUUGCAGAGAAGGCUGGCAACUUUGGAGCUGGGUCAUGAAGCAGAAAAUAAUCAUUUUUUAGUUCUUGUUCAUUUAUAAAAAAAU
This is a messenger RNA of Hippocampus comes (tiger tail seahorse), 306 nucleotides long. RefSeq names its product trafficking protein particle complex subunit 4-like. The record is from RefSeq and is a predicted model, not a curated record. Lineage: Eukaryota; Metazoa; Chordata; Actinopteri; Syngnathiformes; Syngnathidae. Gene Ontology annotation, cellular component: TRAPP complex. The transcript has 2 exons. Bases 15 to 260 code for a protein of 81 amino acids. Gene Ontology annotation, biological process: endoplasmic reticulum to Golgi vesicle-mediated transport.